UCAGUCAGAAAACGUUACUCUUAGCCGCAUAGCUCAGGAUAUUGUGUUAGUGCUAAUGUAGGUUUGGUAGUGUUUGAGGCUACCGUACUACAGAGACUUCGUUAAUCAGUGACUAUGGCUUUUGGAUUUGUUUCAGGAGGGCUUUUUCUCCUGUGUGCAGUAGCUUGUGCACUGCGUGGCUCUAAAAAUGCAUUGCAGCAGUCCUCCAGACUACCACAAGCUCCCACUGUGGUCGAAUGCAAGGCCCAAUCCCUGGUUGUGUCGGUAGACAUACCACCUUCUGGCAGUGCACCGCGUUUUGAGGCCAUUGAUGCCACCGGUGCAUAUCCUGUCACAGAGCGCUAUGGGGCUCAGUGUGGUUACACUUACUCUGUCCAGCCUUUGCUGGGUCAUGUUGAUCUCAGAGCAUCAUACUUCUCCUGUCACACGGGAAAUCAGAAUGAUGAGGUCUUCACCUUCAUGUUUGGGGUGUUCACCAUUGAUGAGAGUGGCAAAGAGUCAUCUUUCAAUGUCUCAAAGACUUGCUCUGUUCCUCCUUUCUCUCCGAGGGUGGUUACUUGUGAAGAGAACUACAUGGAGGUGUCUGUGAGAACUGAUCUACCUUGUCCUACAGCUGGCAGUAUUAAAGACUUCUCUGCAUCUUUAGCUUUGGCCCAAAGUUCAGCUGUUGAGGCCUGGCAGGUGAUGCUACAAAAAGAGGGCCAGCAGCCUGAGGUAAUGUCGGUUGAGGAUGCUGCUACUCUGGGCUACAUAAUAAUGGUCACACCUGGCAGACUUGUAUUUCGAACAACCUUUGGACAACUCUAUGCUUCUGUUAAAAUGGUCAAUGGUGCAGCAGUUGAAGUGAUCCAAGCCACAGUCUUUUUCAGACAGAACUGGAUGGUGGUCAUGGUGGACCUGGUUGCUACCUGUUCACUGGUUAAAGGCUCUUCUGAUGACUCCAGACUUCACUGGAGGACCCCUGCAGAAAGGACCCGUCUGGCUGUUGGACCCUCUAAGUUGAGGACAGAGUACAUAGGCAUGGGAGUUAGUGGUGGGGUUGCGAAUGAAUGGGCUAUGACCGACCAAGGCUACUCUGUAACAGUUGGUAAAGGGAGCGUAGCACAUAGGCUCCCCUCUGUUGCUGAGGGAGGAAUACGAAAGAACCAGCAGGGUGUGGUGACCAAGCCUAAAGUUGUCCGGCAGAUGGCUCCUCCACCAGUUCCUCGCCCUCCCCUUUCAGUUAACCAAUCACCUUCAGGAACCUGGAGGAGCCCUGCAGAAAGGACUCCUCUGGUUGUUGGACCCUCUGAGUUGAGGACAGAGUACAUGGGCAUGGGAGUUAGUGGUGGGGUUGCGAAUGAACGGGCUAUGACCGACCGAGGCUACUCUGUAACAGUUGGUAAAGAGACCGUAGCACACAGAUUCCCCUCUGUUGCUGAGGGAGGAAUAAGAAAGAACCAGCAGGGUGUGGUGACCAAGCCUAAUGUGGUCCUGCAGAUGGCUACUCCACCAGUUCCUCGUCCUCCCCUUUCAGUUAACCAUGAUGGCUCCAGACUUCAUUGGAGGACACCUGCAGAAAGGACUCCUCUGGCUUUUGGACCCUCUAAGUUGAGGAAAGAGUACAUGGGCAUGGGAGUUAGUGGUGGGGUUGUUGAUGAACGAGCUGCGACAGAUCGAGGCUACUCUAUGACCGUUGGUAAAGCAACUGUAGUGAGUAGUAUCCCCUCUGCUGCUGAGGGAGGAAUACGAAAGAACCAGCAGGGUGUGGUGACUAAUCCUAAUGUGGUCCGGCAGAUGGCUAAUACACCAGUUCCUCGCCCUCCCCUUUCAGUUAACCAAUCACCUUCAGGAACCUGGAGGAGCCCUGCAGAAAGGACUCCUUUGGCUGUUGGAACCUCUGAGUUGUGGGGAGAGAACAGGCGCAUGGGAGCUAGUGGUGGGGUUGUGGAUAAAUGGGCUGCGUCAGACCGUGGCUACUCUGUAACAGUUGGUAAAGAGACCGUAGCACAUAGGUUCCCCUCUGUUGCUGAGGGAGGAAUACGAAAGAACCAGCAGGGUGUGGUGAUCAAGCCUAAUGUGGUCCGGCAGAUAGCUAAUCCACCAGUUCCUCGUCCUCCCCUUUCAGUUAACCAAUCACCUUCAGGAACCUGGAGGAGCCCUGCAGAAAGGACUCCUCUGGUUGUUGGAACCUCUGAGUUGAGGGGAGAGAACAUGGGCAUGGGAGUUAGUGGUGGGGUUGUGGAUGAACGGGCUACGAUAGACAGAGGUUAUUCCAUAACUGUUGGUAAAGCAACUGUAGGGAGUAGUAUCCUUUCUCCUGCGGAGGGAGGAAUAAGAAAGGACCAGCAUGGUGUGGUGACCAAGCCUAAUGUGGUCAAGCAGAUGGCUUCUCCGCCAAUUCCGCUUCCUUUUUCAGUUAACCAAACAAACCUUGAGGAGAGAGUCUUCCAUGUCUACCUGGGUAAUAUUCCUUCUGAUGUGGAACUGGUGUCUGUUGAGCUGAAUGGGCAGGAGAUCUCUGUAUUGACUGCCGCGCAGAUGGGGUACUCCAUCUCCAGAGUCUCAGAAGGCAACGCUACCUCUGCGUACAUCAUUAGGGUUCCAUUUGAGGACCAAUUUGUUGCAAAGCAGUACGUUUCAGCUGGCUUGUUUGAGUACUCUCUGGAAAUUAAAUGGACUUUGAACAUAAGGCCUCAGAUGGAGGCCUAUUACCACUUGUCUUCUGUGUCUGCUUUAGUCGUUGAAGCCUUACCUCCAGUGUUUGACAGCAUGUGUACUGAAAGUGGCAUAAGCUUCAAGAAGGACCAUCAGCAGUACGAUUACUUGUGGGACAUUGCCAUUGGGUCUUACACCCUGACCCCACAGCUGGCAUCAGAGCGUGGCUAUAUCCUGACCAAUGACAGCACCACAUUAAUAUUGGCUGUGCCUCUGUUUACCAUUGGAUACGUUUAUGAGGAUAUUACUCUGCAGCAGUUCUAUGGCACUUUCAAACUUCUCACCAGAAAUGCUAAAACCCUGAAGAUUGAGCAGUCCUCAGGCAAACGCUGCCUCUUCCAAACCACAGAGCUUUUGGUGUGCUCUACUGAGGGUGUGAUGACUAUAGUGACCGACAUCACUAAAGCGGUACCUUCUGCUGAUCCUGCAAGAACCACACUAUUGGACCAAAGCUGCAGACCCCAAGAAACUGAUGAUACCAGAGUCCUCUUCUCUUUUGGUCUUAACACUUGUGGGACUAGAUUUCAGAUUGAUCAGCAGUAUGUAACCUAUGAAAAUGAGCUCGUAUUUCAUGAGUUGUAUUCUACGGACAGCAGGCCAGUUAUCACAAGAGAUGCUGCAUACAGAGUGACCAUGAGGUGCAUUUACCCAGUACGUGACACUGAAAGCCUUUUUGUGGACCGAAAGUUUAGAGCAGAGACUCCUGGAAUUGGACAAAUCAAGGACCCUGUGAAGGUUCCUCCCCAAAUGCUUAAGCCAAUGCAACUGCCAAAACAGGCCAUUAUGAAGCCCUCUUUUCAGGGAUCGGUUGCAAGGAAACCAACUGAAUAUGUUCGAGUGGGCCAAUGGAGUGCGCCCCAAGACAAAUAUGCCCAGCGUUCACUAGGUGCCUAAUGGAGCCUUCUAGAUGACUCAACGAACUUGCGUUUUAAGCAUUUGUCUUGUGCUGCAUGAAAUAAAGUACUUUCUCAAGCA
Molecule: messenger RNA, 3672 nt
Organism: Carassius auratus (goldfish)
Lineage: Eukaryota; Metazoa; Chordata; Actinopteri; Cypriniformes; Cyprinidae
Gene: zpax4
Product: zona pellucida protein AX 4
Exons: 27
Coding region: 115-3591 (1158 amino acids)
Source: RefSeq, a predicted model, not a curated record